GAAGAAUGUUCCAGCACCGAGCACCCCUAUAAAAAGCCGUACAUGGAGACAUCCCCCAGUGAGGAGGACGCCUUCUACCGCUCGGGCUACCCUCAGCAACAGGGUCUGAGUACCUCGUACAGGACAGAGUCAGCCCAGCGGCAGGCCUGCAUGUAUGCCAGCUCCGCUCCACCCAGCGAGUCCGUGCCUAGCCUGGAGGACAUCAGCUGUAACACAUGGCCCAGCAUGCCUUCAUACAGCAGCUGUACGGUCACCACCGUGCAGCCCAUGGACCGGCUCCCCUACCAGCACUUCUCCGCUCAUUUCACCUCGGGGCCUCUGGUCCCUCGGCUGGCUGGCAUGGCCAACCAUGGUUCUCCCCAGCUCGGCGAAGGGAUGUUUCAGCACCAGACCUCCGUGGCCCAUCAGCCUGUGGUCAGGCAAUGCGGGCCUCAGACUGGCCUUCAGUCUCCAGGCGGCCUCCAGCCCCCCGAGUUCCUCUACACUCACGGCGUGCCCAGGACCCUGUCCCCCCACCAGUAUCACUCGGUACACGGCGUUGGCAUGGUGCCAGAGUGGAGUGAGAAUAGCUAAAGGCUGACCUAUG
Grammomys surdaster is the source of this 586-nucleotide messenger RNA. RefSeq names its product T-box transcription factor TBX5. Bases 43 to 573 code for a protein of 176 amino acids. The record is from RefSeq and is a predicted model, not a curated record. The transcript has a single exon. NCBI's taxonomy places the organism in Eukaryota, Metazoa, Chordata, Mammalia, Rodentia, Muridae.